GCACAAUCAACUGACCUCGUGCAAUAUAUAAUCCACAAUGGAUCGUUCCACAUCAUGUCACUCACAAAACACAAACCUAUUGUUUCCACAUUUCUCUACAAACACUUUCUAAAUAUAGCUCAAACCAAUCAUGUUCUUCUCAAGCUGGAAAACAAAUUCAAACCUAAAAACCAAAUUCAUCAACCCCCAAUAUGAGAAACGAUGUCAUGGAGGGCUUGUUAAACCAGAACAACAAGACAAACACAGGGUUAGGACGCUGCGUUUCACACAUACAAGAUGAAUUAAAGAGUUUUAGAUCGUAUGUACGAUGGAUGUGUGUGGACCAAUCUAAUGCAUGGAGGGCAUGCAUUUCUUGGUCCAUAUUCAUCUUGUUUGCAAUCGUUGUUCCUGCCAUUUCCCAUUUUGUGUUCACAUGUGCAUCAUGCGAUGGCAAGCACAAGAGGCCUUAUGAUAGUGUAGUGCAAUUGUCUUUGAGCAGCGUUGCGACGGUGUCGUUUUUGUGCCUGUCAUGGUUUGUGAGGAAGUUUGGGCUCCGGAGGUUCUUGUUUUUCGAUAAGCUUUAUAAUGAGAGCGAGACGGUCAGGAGGGAAUACACACAACAGCUCAAUAGAUCAUUGAAGAUUCUCUGCAUCUUUGUAAUGCCAUGCUUUGCCGCGGAGAGUGCAUAUAAGAUUUGGUGGUACGCAUCUAGAGCCUCGCAAAUGCCUUUUCUGGGCAAUGUUUACGUGAGUGACGUGGUAGCAUGCACGCUAGAGUUGUGCUCGUGGUUGUAUCGUACAACUGUGUUUUUUCUCGUGUGCGUUCUGUUCCGUCUAAUAUGCUACCUCCAAAUCCUACGGCUCCAAGACUUUGCCACUGUGUUCCAAGAGCAAUCUGAUGUCGGGUCAGUGUUGUCCGAGCACCUUAGGAUCCGAAGGCACUUAACAAUCAUAAGUCAUAGAUACCGAGGUUUCAUCCUAUGGUCAUUGAUCUUGGUCACGGGCAGCCAAUUUUCCUUGUUGCUCAUCACAACCAGGUCUAGUGCCACUGCCAAUCUUGAUGUUUAUAGAUCCGGUGAACUUGCGUUAUGCUCCAUAACUUUAGUCACUGGAGUCCUCAUCUUACUGCGCAGUGCAACCAAAAUCACACACAAGGCCCAAGCAGUCACAUGCCUUGCUACAAAGUGGCACGUUUGCGCCACAUUGGAAUCCUUUGAUGCGAACGAAGGAGAUUCUCCGCCGCCUGAUGAGACGGGGAAUGGCCGAGUGGUUUCUGGUGCCAGUAGUGACAGAGAAUCAGACAGUGAUUUGGCAAGUGAUGAUCAAGAUGAACUGGAAAACGCCAAGUUUGUUCCAUCAUAUGCAUAUAGUACAAUCUCUUAUCAAAAGAGACAAGCUCUAGUGACAUAUUUGGAAAAUAAUAGAGCUGGUAUUACUAUAUAUGGAUUUACAUUGGACAGGACUACACUCCACACCAUAUUUAUGCUUGAGCUAUCAUUGAUUCUUUGGUUGUUGGGUAAAACAGUUGGAAUUUCUUGAGACAAUAGUCCAACAGCAACUGUGUAGGAAUGUGUAUUAUUGCAACCCAAUGGAGUUUUGGAAAAUAUAGGGUUUUGGAAUUUGAAGGGUGCAUUUAGGAGACGUAUAUAUUUGGUCUAAUAUAAUAUUUCCAUUAGUUUUCACCACUGUAUGUAAUUCUCCCCUUAUAGUUGUUCUCUUACUUUCUUUAAUUUGUAAGUUGUAAUUAUAAUUGUAUUGUAAUAGUGAGGAAAAGAAGUCAGGGUGGAAUAAAUGAAUGAUUAGCUAGGAGGAAGUAGAUUAGAAGAGAAGUCAACAGGGAAUUGAGAGCCUCCAUCAAGAGAAAUUAUGUCGAAUUCGACUCAAAAAUUUGAGGCCAACACUUACCUCACUGUGGAAAACCAACAACACUACGUAAAGAGAAACAUAACUCUUUUUCAGUCGUUCAUAUCCUUGUAAAAGUAAGAAACAAUAUUUUAUCCUUAGUUGAGAAAAUUGGAAAAAUAGCAAUGUAAAUGUGUUAAAUCCCUUGUUACACGCUUAUGAAAUAGAAACUUUCACGAACUAUUUCACAUUGAGCGAGCUGUGCAUCGUGGAUUCAUAUAGUUACAAGCUUAUCAUGUAAGAACUUUUCAAGCUUGGUAUUGACAAAAGUAUUAUUUC
Molecule: messenger RNA, 2159 nt
Organism: Malus domestica (apple)
Lineage: Eukaryota; Viridiplantae; Streptophyta; Magnoliopsida; Rosales; Rosaceae
Source: RefSeq, a predicted model, not a curated record